UGGUUGGUUCUAGGGUACUGUUCUGUACCCAUCCCAUCUGCAAACCGAAUUUCCGAUCGAUCCUCCCUUCCCUUCCCUUCCCUUCCCUUCCUCCUGCGCCGCCGCCGCCGCCUCUCAUCUUCGGUUCCAAUCCAAUCCAAGUGGCAAUUUCUUCGGGUUCAGCAAUGCCCAACGUUAGGUCCUCCCCUGUCGCAGAUCUUCCUGGAUGGCCAUUGUUUUCGCCUCCUAAGCUUCAGUUGCAAAAGUGUACCAAGUGUCCCAGGGAAUUUUGCUCCUCAAUCAACUACAGGCGCCAUACCCGUGUUCACCGCCGAACUCUCCAAAUUGAAAAGGAUUUCCUGAAGAACAGAGACAAUAUUGCUGCAUUCUGGGACAAACUUACGUUGGAUCAGGCCAAAACAAUUUUGUCCUUGGCAGAUGUGGAUAUAGAGGGUGUCACUGGUCCUUCCAUUUUAGCAGCACUGUCCACAUGGAUGUGUAAGCCGGGGUAUGCUUCAUUACCGCUGCCAUAUGCCAGAGCUGGCAAUCAACUUCUGGACCUAAUUGAAACAACAGCUUCAAGGUUACCUGUAUCAUCGAAUGAACUAUUUAGCAUGCUUGACGAAGCAAGUGAGAAUACGUUUCUCUCUACUAACCCAACCGCCUGUAUACAAAAGUUUAUAUUUAACGGGGAGGCUGACAAAGUUGCACCUGAGUUGAAAAAUGCUGUUGCAUGCACUAGUUAUAUGCUUGAACAAACACUGGUCGAAGCAUGGUCUGCUGAUAAGGCUGCUGAAGCAUUAAGAUGCCAGAAGUUGCUCGUGGAGGAAGAGGAAGCUGCUCAGAAAAGGCAAGCUGAACUGAUAGAAAGGAAACGGAUGAAGAAACUGAGGCAGAAAGAACAGAGAUUGAAAGACUUGAAGGAUGAGGAUGUCACAGACCGUUUUCCUGGAUCUGUGGAUGGGACAACAGAUUCUUCUGGAAUACUAAGUCUGAAGGAAGCCACUUCGGAUCCUGGCCUUUAUGAGCAAGAAGAUACACAGUUGCCAACGCCAGUGGCUUCGGAAGAUAAUAGUAGUUUUGCUGACCUACCUGUAGAACAUGACAUUCAUGAUCCAGGCCAUGAAGUGAAUCCAAGUGUUACUUUGAAUCAACAAGUCUUUUCAAGACAUCGUGUAGGAAGAACAGAAAACUUUGCCCAAAAUAGCUUUGCCUCUGGUGGUUCUGCAAUUGGUUCAAAGCAUCCAGCUUCAGUAAGGCAUUCACAUUACAGGGGUGCAAAUGCCGGUGCAGUGUCAAAUAGAAACAAAACAUGGACAUGGAAAGUGCGAACUGAGAUUGAAGAGCACAGCCCAAAAGAUGAGUUGAAUAUAGAUGAUGGGCAAGAGAUUGUUCUGAACAAGAAGUCUCGUGUAUUAAUAGGAUCCAUAAGUGUUGCCAUUGAAGACGGCAGCGAAUGCUUGGAGGAUAACCAAUAUUCCAAGGAAUACCCGACUCCUGCUUCUCAAUUGAAUAUUGGCAACCAUCCUGUAACGAAGGUGAUGCAGCCAUUUAACCAUGGAGAAGAGGGAAACGGAUACAAUGCUCAUAAUGAUGUUGAAGUUAGUAUUACUCCAACAGCACAGGAUCAUUCUUCAUCCGGCGUUAUGACAGAUGGAAACAAUUGUUCAAGCUGCUGCAAUGCAGGGUUGGCAGAGGGUGGAGGCUUACGAGGCGCCAUCUUUUCCAGUAAAGAAGCAGCUGCCUUCCUUUCUCAAAGAUGGAAGGAAGCAAUAAACGCAGAUCAUGUGAAGCUUGUCCUGUGCCCUGAAGGCUGAAGCAAGUAACGUGGGAUCCUGUUGAGCCGGCGAAGUAGCAAGGGUUGAGUCUGCAUCAUCAACCAAUCGGAGUUACUAGAACUAGUGAAGUUGGCAGAGGGGGGUUCCUGGCGUGUGGGCACUACUCCGUAGGAAAUGAAGUGAUGGCUUUUUGUUAGACGAGCAGGGAAUUAAGCUGCAUUUUAAUUUGGUUUGGAGUAGAUGACAGCCGGGGUUCAUGAACAUUGAAUUUAUUUGUUUAUAUAUACAGUUAUAGUUAUAUGAUAUGACAGCCGGUGCGUGCGUUAACAUUGGAUUCGUUGCAAACAUGGACAAGAUUAGUGAAUGUUGUGCUGGUUUUGGUUUUGGUUUUGGGUUGCAUGUAUGUAAUUGUAAUAUACUCCAUCAUAUCAUAUCAGGAGUAAAUGGGGUAUUUACUGCUCCCUCCGUUUCUUAUGUUUUUA
Messenger RNA from Oryza sativa Japonica Group (Japanese rice), 2239 nucleotides. RefSeq lists its product as uncharacterized. Lineage: Eukaryota; Viridiplantae; Streptophyta; Magnoliopsida; Poales; Poaceae. The record is from RefSeq and is a predicted model, not a curated record.